GUGUGAUGUCAAUGUUCAUUGAUGUAAGUGCAAGCAGAGUGAACGGUCGUAUCACUGUACAGAGAAAACAGCUGAUGACUCAGUGACAGUUACAAACGAGUCGAGCGGACCAUUGUUACACGUGAUAAAAUUUUUGAAUUUAGAAACAACUGUGAGAUUCGAAGUCAACAGAAACAUUUGAGAAUCAAAUUAUGCUAAGUUAAUUUGUCAAGAAAAUAAAAAAAAAAAACAAAUAUGGCAUCGGAAAAGAACGCGUUGGUGUCAUCGCCAAAGACUCAGAAAGUAAUCAAAUUAGUACCACCCGAUGGAGGAUGGGGCUGGAUGGUGUUAUUUGGAACGGCAUUGUCUAAUAUAUUCAACCAGUCUAUGCUGUCAUUAUUCAGUUUGUUAUACGGAGACGCAUUAGAGGCGAUGGGCCACAGAACCCAAGGCGCUGCCAUCGUAAUGAGUACUAUGUUGUUCGUCACGAAUUUCGGCGGCCCGAUAGCCGGGGCCGUAGUUAAGUUGACAUCAACAAGAUUUGUUGCAGUAACCGGAGCGUGUUUCUGUACCAGCGGAAUCUUCUUUAGCGGAUUUUCGACAAAUAUCUGGCACUUGGUGUUAACUUACGGCGUCCUAUUAGGUCUGGGUUUGGGUUUCAUCCAAAACUCGUCAUUUGUGGCUAUAAAUAGCUACUUCAAGCUAAAGAAAAGCCGUGCAGUGGGUCUCGCAAACGUGGGCACAGGUGUGGGACAGACCUUAAUGCCGCACUUAGUGAGAUAUCUCCUGGAACAUUACGGGUUCCGCGGCGCGUGCCUGAUGUUGUCGUCUUUGAGUUUACACGGGAUUGCCGGUACUCUUCUAAUACAACCAGUAGAAUGGCAUUUGAAACAAGUGGAAGAAGAAGUUGUUGUAGACGAAAAUCUCCACCUACUACAAGACAAGACACGUAAAACAUCACAAUCUAAUGGAGACGCUCAAAAUGGUAAUGAAAAAUCCAACUUUGGUAGCAAGAAAGAACUAAAUGGUGGAAAAAUAAAUAAAUCAGAAACGAAUGGUGUAAAUGCAGCUACCACACCGGCUAUCCGUCCACAAAAGCAGACGUUAAUGAAGAAACUAUAUGACCUCUUUGGCAUCGCCUUGCUGUCUGACAUAAGGUUCCUGAACAUCGUCAUUGGAACAGCCCUAGCUGUGACGUCGAUACAGAACUUCAGUAUGCUGUAUCCAUUCUUCCUACAGCAUGUAGCGUCGAUGGACAAACAGCAGACUGCGAACUGCAUGUCGGCAGUCGCCGGCGCAGACAUCGCCGGACGUCUUAUCUUACCAGUCUUCCAAGACAAAUAUAAAAUAAAGGCCAGGUGGAUGCUCAUCAUGACAUGCACGUGGCUCAUCGUUGUCAGACAAAUUUUGGCGUACCAGACCAACAUUGAAGUAUUGAUUCUCAUGUCAUGCCUUUAUGGUAUUGGAAGAAGUAUGAUCAUCGUGGCAAGGAACAUUGCCAUUUCUGAAAACUGCAGGAUGGAUCAAGUACCGGCUGCUGUUGGACUUGGCAUGUUGACCAUGGGUAUCAUUGUACCCCCAGCUGGAUAUUUCCUUGGAUGGAUCAGAGACUACUCUGGAAGUUACGUCACUUGUAUCACAGCACAGAAUGUUCUGCUAGUAAUUCUUCUUGUCACAUGGAUCCCUGAUAUGAUAUACCUUUUACUCAAGGAAAAAAGACAGAAGAAGGUAGAUGCCGAACAACCAGAAACAUAGGAACUGAAUAAUAUUUAGGUGGAAUCAAAUUACUUAAUAUUUGGAAAUACUCUCUAGUGCUUUGCACUCUUCUGUCAGGAAAGACAGACGUUUAGUUUCAUAAGAAGAGCCGAAACGACAAUGAGUUCCAUAGCCCACGAUGCUAAUUAUUUCGAAAAUAAAGAAGUGUAGUCGAAGGAGAACGAGAAUAGUUAGUGACUACUUAAUAAAUACUGAAAGUGCCUUGUUACACGAAUUUAUCGUACCGAGUACUGCCAUAGAAUUAAUUUGAACAAAAGGUCUUCGCCUUCGUCAAUGGAAACCUUUGAGAAUGUUGAAAAUCGAAGUGGAACUUCAAAGUUUUUGUUACUGUGGUCCAGAGGUCAUUGAUAGAAUUUAAUAAUAUUAUUUGUUAAGAUGACCAAAGUACCUGAAGAAUUUUGAGUCGCGGCUGUGAAAACACGUUUAUAUUUAUUGAAAAGAAUACUUAAUUUUAACCAGUUCGUAGUUUUAAAUGUAUUCGAAUGAUAAGCUGUUAUGUGAAUUUAUUGUAGGCAAUUGAAAUGCAAUACUGACUCAACUGUAUGUUGAACGUAAGACUUUAUUUCCUAGUUUCUUUUUUAUAAUAUAAUUCUAGUCUAAUAAAUUAAAUUACUCGAA
This is a messenger RNA of Spodoptera litura, 2373 nucleotides long. RefSeq lists its product as uncharacterized. The record is from RefSeq and is a predicted model, not a curated record. Gene Ontology annotation, molecular function: monocarboxylic acid transmembrane transporter activity. Lineage: Eukaryota; Metazoa; Arthropoda; Insecta; Lepidoptera; Noctuidae. Gene Ontology annotation, biological process: monocarboxylic acid transport; transmembrane transport.